GGCGGCGGCGGCGGCAUGAAAGUGACCGUGUGCUUCGGACGGACCCGGGUGGUCGUGCCGUGCGGGGACGGCCACAUGAAAGUUUUUAGCCUCAUCCAGCAGGCGGUGACCCGCUACCGGAAGGCCAUCGCCAAGGAUCCAAACUACUGGAUACAGGUGCAUCGCUUGGAACAUGGAGAUGGAGGAAUACUAGACCUUGAUGAUAUUCUCUGUGAUGUAGCAGAUGAUAAAGACAGACUGGUCGCGGUAUUUGAUGAGCAAGAUCCACAUCAUGGAGGUGAUGGCACCAGUGCCAGCUCCACAGGUACCCAGAGCCCAGAGAUAUUUGGUAGUGAGCUUGCCACCAACAGUGUCUCAGCCUUUCAGCCUUACCAAGCAACAAGUGAAAUUGAGGUCACACCUUCAGUCCUUCGAGCAAAUAUGCCUCUUCAUGUUCGACGCAGUAGUGACCCAGCUCUAAUUGGCCUCUCCACUUCUAUCAGUGAUAAUUAUUUUUCCUCUGAAGAGCCUUCAAGGAAAAAUCCCACACGCUGGUCAACAACAGCUGGGUUCCUCAAGCAGAACACUGCUGGGAGUCCUAAAACCUGUGACCGGAAGAAAGAUGAAAACUACAGAAGCCUCCCACGGGAUACUAGUAACUGGUCUAACCAAUUUCAGAGAGACAAUGCUCGCUCGUCUCUGAGUGCCAGUCACCCAAUGGUGGGCAAGUGGCUGGAGAAGCAAGAACAGAAACACCCUGGCAGACACACCCAGAAUAAUGUUGGGCCAAAUGUCUGGAUGUCAUGGAACCCAGAUGAGGAUGGGACAGAAGAAGAUAACAGUCGUGUUGAACCUGUUGGACAUGCUGACACGGGUUUGGAGAACAUACCCAACUUUUCUCUGGAUGAUAUGGUAAAGCUCGUACAAGUCCCCAACGAUGGAGGGCCUCUGGGAAUCCAUGUAGUGCCUUUCAGUGCUCGAGGCGGCAGAACCCUGGGGUUAUUAGUAAAACGAUUGGAAAAAGGUGGUAAAGCUGAACAUGAAAAUCUUUUUCACGAGAAUGAUUGCAUUGUCAGGAUUAAUGAUGGCGACCUUCGAAACAGAAGAUUUGAACAAGCACAACAUAUGUUUCGCCAAGCCAUGCGUCUGCCCGUCAUUUGGUUCCAUGUGGUUCCUGCAGCAAAUAAAGAGCAGUAUGAACAACUAUCCCAAAGUGAGAAGAACAAUUAUUAUUCAAGCCGCUUCAGCCCUGACAGCCAGUAUAUUGACAACAGGAGUGUGAACAGUGCAGGGCUUCACACAGUGCAGAGAGCACCCCGAUUGAACCACCCGCCUGAGCAGAUAGACUCUCACUCACGACUACCUCACAGUGUGCACCCCUCGGGAAAACCGCCAUCCGCUCCGGCCCCAGCACCUCAGAAUGUAUUUAGUACGACUAUAAGCAGUGGUUAUAACACCAAAAAAAUAGGCAAGAGGCUUAAUAUCCAGCUUAAGAAAGGUACAGAAGGUUUGGGAUUCAGCAUCACUUCCAGAGAUGUAACAAUUGGUGGCUCAGCUCCAAUCUAUGUGAAAAACAUCCUCCCCCGGGGGGCGGCCAUUCAGGAUGGCCGACUUAAGGCAGGAGACAGACUUAUAGAGGUAAAUGGAGUAGAUUUAGCGGGCAAAUCCCAAGAGGAAGUUGUUUCCCUGUUGAGAAGCACCAAGAUGGAAGGAACUGUGAGCCUUCUGGUCUUUCGCCAGGAAGACGCCUUCCACCCAAGGGAACUGAAUGCAGAGCCAAGCCAGAUGCAGAUUCCAAAAGAAACGAAAACAGAAGAUGAGGAUAUUGUUCUCACACCUGAUGGCACCAGGGAAUUUCUGACAUUUGAAGUCCCACUUAAUGAUUCAGGAUCUGCCGGCCUUGGUGUCAGUGUCAAAGGUAACCGGUCAAAAGAGAACCACGCAGAUUUGGGAAUCUUUGUCAAGUCCAUUAUUAAUGGAGGAGCAGCAUCUAAAGAUGGAAGGCUUCGGGUGAAUGAUCAACUGAUAGCAGUAAAUGGAGAAUCCCUGUUGGGCAAGACAAACCAAGAUGCCAUGGAAACCCUAAGAAGGUCUAUGUCUACUGAAGGCAAUAAACGAGGAAUGAUCCAGCUUAUUGUUGCGAGGAGAAUAAGCAAGUGCAAUGAGCUGAAAUCACCUGGGAGCCCCCCUGGACCUGAGCUACCCAUUGAAACAGCGUUGGAUGAUAGAGAACGAAGAAUUUCCCAUUCCCUCUACAGUGGGAUUGACGGGCUUGAUGAAUCGCCCAGCAGAAAUGCUGCCCUCAGUAGGAUAAUGGGUGAGUCAGGUAAAUACCAGCUGUCUCCUACAGUGAAUAUGCCCCAAGAUGACACUGUCAUUAUAGAAGAUGACAGGUUGCCAGUGCUUCCUCCACAUCUCUCUGACCAGUCCUCUUCCAGCUCCCAUGACGAUGUGGGGUUUGUGACAACAGAUGCUAGUACUUGGGCCAAGGCUGCAAUAAGUGAUUCAGCCGACUGCUCUUUGAGUCCAGAUGUUGAUCCAGUUCUUGCUUUUCAACGAGAAGGAUUUGGACGUCAGAGUAUGUCAGAAAAACGCACAAAGCAAUUUUCAGAUGCCAGUCAAUUGGAUUUCGUUAAAACACGAAAAUCAAAAAGCAUGGAUUUAGGUAUAGCUGACGAGACUAAACUCAGUACAGUGGAUGACCAGAAAGCAGGUUCUCCCAGCAGAGAUGUGGGUCCUUCCCUGGGUCUGAAGAAGUCAAGCUCAUUAGAGAGUCUGCAGACUGCAGUUGCCGAGGUGACUCUGAAUGGGGAUAUUCCUUUCCAUCGCCCACGGCCGAGGAUAAUCAGAGGCAGGGGAUGCAAUGAGAGUUUCAGAGCUGCCAUCGACAAAUCUUAUGAUAAGCCUGCAGUAGAUGAUGAUGACGAAGGCAUGGAGACCUUGGAAGAAGACACCGAAGAAAGUUCAAGAUCAGGGAGAGAGUCUGUAUCCACAGCCAGUGAUCAGCCUUCCCACUCUCUGGAGAGACAAAUGAAUGGAAACCAAGAGAAAGGUGAUAAGACUGAUAGAAAAAAAGAUAAAACUGGAAAAGAAAAGAAGAAAGAUAGAGAUAAGGAAAAGGAUAAAAUGAAAGCCAAGAAGGGCAUGCUGAAGGGCUUGGGAGACAUGUUCAGGUUUGGCAAACAUCGAAAAGAUGACAAGAUUGAGAAAACGGGUAAAAUAAAAAUACAGGAAUCCUUUACGUCAGAAGAGGAGAGGAUACGAAUGAAGCAGGAACAGGAGAGGAUUCAAGCCAAAACUCGAGAAUUUAGGGAGCGGCAAGCCCGGGAGCGUGACUAUGCUGAAAUCCAAGACUUUCAUCGGACAUUUGCCUGUGAUGAUGAGUUGAUGUAUGGGGGAGUUUCUUCUUAUGAAGGUUCCAUGGCUCUCAAUGCUAGACCUCAGAGCCCACGAGAAGGUCAUUUGAUGGAUGCUUUGUAUGCCCAAGUCAAAAAACCGCGGAAUUCCAAACCUUCACCUGUAGACAGGCACUGGUGAUAAACUUUCCUGUCUCAGGAUGAUCCAGGGCUGAAACACAGAUCAGCAAGGGCCUCUGCCAUUUCCCCAUCACCAUAGAGACAGGCGUGUGCAGACAGGUGGCACCCUUUUCCGUGGACUGUCUCUCCUGACCCCUUUCUGGACUCUGCCAGUGCUUGCCCAUGUCCACCAGCAUUGAAGUUUUCCUGUGUGACUUCCAAGGUGAGCAGUUGGGAAGGGAGAAGGCCAGCACACAAGUUGGUUGGCAUCCUAGUCAAAUUCUGGGAUGUCACAGGAGCCUCUGUCCUUAGGAGGGAGUGAGUCACAAGUGCUUCUGCAUGGAAUGUCACGCUCUCAGUAGCGCACACCUGUAGGGACCUCAGCUGCCUCUGAGGGGCCUGGCUCUGUCCUCACAGCAUAGCAGCUGGGGGCAGGCAGGCAGCACCACCACAGGGUGACUGGGGUUAGUUGAUGUGACGAUACAGGGAUAAUUUAAAAGUGCAGCUCUCCCCUCCCCAGCACACCCUGACCCCCUUCCUUGCUUUCUUUUUCUUACUAGUGCUUAUGGUAUUAUGAUGUGGCAUAAAUGCACUUUUAAAAUGUUAUCUUCCAUCUUCUCCAACUAGAAGGAAAUUGCAUUUUAGAGCCAGGGGUUGGGGGCGGUUGUCUCUUCACUGCUGUAUUCCAAGUUCUGGCACACAGGCAUUCAAAUAUGUUCAAUAAAUUCAGGAAUGGAUAAACCAAACUCCUCAUCAGCACAGCAAAGACGGUUUAUGGGACGUAUGUGUAAUAAAACUGUAAGCUGUGUAGAAGCAGAGAGGGCCUGUCUUAGAAAAGAAACCUGGAAUUUCUGUCAGCAAAAUGUAGUUAAACAUUUUAACUGUUAAAGUCCCUUUUGCUUAUUGUAUGUUAAACUUAUAAUUCUUACAGGUUUCAUAGACCUUACAUAGUUUGGGGGGUGGGAAGAAAAAGAGGAUUUGGUACAAGCCCGUACCGUAAGGUGAUAAGGUAAGACGUGAUGUAGGUGUUAAGAGCACAAGCCUGCUUAAGUUCACAUCUCAGUGCUGCCAUUUAACCUCCUUCUUGUAUCUGUAAAAUGGGAUGAUAACACAUACCUCACUGGGGUUUUGUUGUGAGCAUGACACGAAUGACUGCAGGUACCUUGAACACUGCCAGCGCAUAGAGCAGCCCCCUAAGUGUUAGUUGCUAUUAUUAUUAGUAUGAUGCCACCACUAUCAUCACCAUCGUCUUUAUGCUUGAGUUCUAAGGACAUUUCGAAGCUAAAACAUUUGCCUCAGAGAUUGUUUUUGCAUGGGUAUGAUAUUGAAUUCUGUAUAUUAUUUUAGCAUCUUUUAUGUGUAAACACUUAAGCUAGAUUUUUCACCAUUGUAUUUUAUGCUGCAACUGAUGUCUGUACCUCUUUAUUACAUACUGCUGCUAAAAUGGGCAUGGUUAUGGACAUUUGAUUAACUUCUGUAAUUAGGAAGCAUCUUAAUCUUUAGUAGGUGUAGUGAGUCUUUCCUUCCCUCCUUUCUUUUCUUUCUUUCUUUCUUCCUUUCCCUUUCCCUUUCCCUUUCCUUUCCUUUCCUUUCCCUCCCUUCCUUCCUUCCUUUCCCUCCCUCCCUCCCUCCCUCCCUCCUUCCCUUCCUCCCUUCCUCCCUUCCUCCCUUCCUUCCUUCCUUCCUUCCUUCCUUCCUUCCUUCCUUCCUUCCUUCCUUCCUUCCUUCCUUUCUUCCUUUCUUCCUCCCUCUCUCCUCCCUCCCUCCCUCCCUUCCUUCCUUCUCUCUUUUUCUCUUUCUCUCUCUUUCUCCCUUACUUCCUUAGGUUCUUACUUUCUUUCUUUCCAAUAGAGUCUUGCUCUGUCGCCAGGCUAGAGUACAGUGGCGCAAUCUCGACUCACUGCAACCUCAACCUCCUGGGUUCAAGUGAUUCUCCUGCCUCAGCCUCCCAAGUAGCUGGGAAUACAGGCACGUACCACCACACCUAGCUAAUUUUCUUGUAUUUUUAGUAGAGAGGGCGUUUCACAAUGUUGGCCAGGAUGGUCUCUAUCUCUUGACCUCAUGAUCCCCUGCCUCAGCCUCACGAAGUGCUGGGAUUUCAGGCAUGAUCUACCAUGCCCAGCUUGGUGUAGUAUGUCACUUGAAUAGCCAAAUAUUAAUUUCUAUAGCAGGAGACUAAGGUGGAAGAGGUUUAUGAUAUUAGAGGAUGUGACUGAAGAUCGUGAAGGCCUCAGGCCUGGAGUCAGAUUCUCCCAGAGCUUGUGAUGCAACCUGGAUAAUUCUCGCUCUUAAGAGAAAACUGCUUUCCUCCUAGAAGUGUAGAGGGGAAUGAUAAGGCCGUCUUCAAGAGCUCUACCGUAUACAUAAAUAACAUCUGCUGUAGAAUUGCAUAAUGUAGUAUUAUAAAUGCCUGUAUUCAUUAUAUGCUAAUUAAAGUAAGUUCCAUGUUAAUAAAUAUGUAGUAUACUAUUAUUGAUGUUUCUUUAUGGUAAACAGGAAAUGUCCUGAGUGUUUUUUAUUUAUUAUUUCCAGCUCGGAAAUGAUACACAAAAUCUGAAAACAGGCUUACUUUUCAAAAUGUUAUUACUGAGUAUGUCUUUUCUGGCACAUUUUGUCUACUUACCUGGGGUCAGCUGCAUACAUACCUCCUAAAAUGAAGUCUCUCUAUACCCAAGGAUAGCUAAAUGCCCAUCAAGGAAUAAAUGAAUACAUUUGAGUUGUUUUAAUUAGCUAGGUGUGAUCUAAAGGUUGCUGAAAUCAAAAAGCCUUAUUCAUUUUUCAUCAAUAAUCACUUACCUUAAUAUUUCAUUAGAACCUGCUGAUUUGCAGACCUCCUUCUGGGCUUUGAUUCAUUAUGACUGCAGACAUAAUUUAACUUUCCCUCUUCUUCUCAUUCUGUAUUAUGCUCUUUCAUCUCUGAGACACUGUUAAGAUGUUUCCAACAUUCACAAGGCUACUAAUUGAUCCAACUUUUUUUUAAACUGUACUUAAAGCUAAGAGUUCUAGGCUGUGGAAGGCUCUGUGUGUGUGCACAUGUGUGUGUGUGUGUAUGUGUCGGUGUAUGUAUUUAGACAGUUUUCUUUAAUCCUUUAAAUUGCUGAUAAUAACAUGUAAGUUUUCUGUUUCAUAUGUUCUUAGAGUUAAAGUGUGGAUUUAUCGUAUGCAGCAGGCAGGAAGUACAUAGUUUGGCCACAUUCUUAGACUAUGCCAUCAAUUGGAAAGAACAAAGCAUCUUGUGUGUGGCGUGCUCAGCAGAUGAGAUCACUAUCUGUGCAUAUACCUUAUUUUCAAAAUAUUUCUCUAGUUACUUUAGAUGUAGCCUAGCACGUGGCCUUGGAUGUGCAGCAUGCCUGGUGGACUCAGGUAGUGGCUGCUGUCCCAGGCGUCUGUGCUGCCACCUAGGGAGUAUGGCUCUGAUGCAGAGAAGUUGAGAGAUGAACCCUCAGAUUAAUAGGAUGCUUGUGCAGAAAAGAGCCAUUCUUCUUCUUAAAGUGUGCAUUUUAAGAAGAAGAAUUAUCAGAUCAAAGCCAGAGACAGACCAUGCAGGGUGGGGGACAUCUGAUUGGAACUUCUUGAAAGCCAAAAUUCCAGGUACCUCUCUUUGAACACGCAGUUGUAUCUUAGGUUUUUUGGGGGAGUAGCUAAUCUAAAACAUAAAAAUAUACCCAGCACAGACUGGAAUUCUGACCGGCUGAUGCUGGCAAUGAGAAAAGAAAAUAGAUAAAUAGAAAAAAAAAAAGAAAAUAGAUAAAUGCGUACGUAGGUAUUUUUUGUUUCUUUCAGAUUAUGAAAUGCUGCAUGUCUGUCUUUUAUAACCAUGUUAAAUAGUUUGUAUAAAGUGCAUAUUAACUUUCACUAUCUGUGCCAGUUUUGAUGCUGAGUAAAAAUUGUUAAAUGUUAAGAAAUAAAUUUCUGUCCUUAAAAGCUUGGUAAAUGCAGGCUGGGCAUGCUGGCUCAUGCCUGUAAUCCCAGCACUUUAGGAGGCUGAGGUGGGAGGAUUGCUUGAAGCCCGGAGUUUGAGACCAGCCUGGUCAACAUAAUGAACUGCCUGUUUCUUUAAAAAGAUUUUUUAAAUUAGAAAUUAUGAAAAAAUUUGGCAGAUGUAUAUGUAUUCAGAAGUGUAAGUACAUUCAUUGGACUAGAAAAUUACCAGUCCCUGUUUAACCAACGCUACUCUUCACAUUUUGCUUACCUUUGGAAUAUUUAUUGAUAGUGCUUUCUAGCACUUUGUGUGUGUGUGUGUGUGUGUGUUAGAGUUAACAUGGCUUGCUUUGUGUAUGAGUUUUAAUACUAUUAUUUGCUUAUGAUGAUCUUCAGGAUUCCUGGAAGCAGUUUUCAGUACACUGUCUCUUCACUGGGCCUUUGUGAUCGCAGCCCGCCUUUGCUGCUUCACAGCCAUCAUUCUACCUGUGUGUGCAGGUGUGUGCCAGUGCCAGGAGUUGCUAUUGUAGACAGACCCAUGUGGCAUUGGAUUCAGAUCCUGGCUCUGCCAUUUACUUGGAUGUUGGGCAAGUUAUUUGACCUCUGUGAGCCUCAUUAUAUUCAUUUGUAUUUCCAUUUUUUGUCCUAUUGUUAGGCCAUAUGUCAGCUGUGUCCUGAUUUUUAUAUUUAGGAAAUAUGUUCUUGCCAUGCGUCAUGAUCUGUGUUAAAAGCUAUUGGGGCUGAAAGAGAAAUCCAGAUACAAUUUCUGAUAGUAAUGUUCUUCCAGUCUUUUGGGAGGAUAACAGACGGACUUAAAUAACACCACCAGUUUUAUUGACCAUGCUGUUUAUUUUAAUAGGCCAGAAUGGUUUGAUUGACUUUUGAAAAAUCUGGUAUUUUUUUUUUUGCCAUAUGGGCAAGGCCAUAUCUGGAGUGCCAAGCUAAUAGGCCUUCUUUUCUUUGCCAGUGAACCAUGAAAGUUGUUAGCAAAAUGUUUUAUCUCGAAUAAUCCAUUUUCCGAGCUCUUGGUGAUAUAUAUACCCAUCUUAAGGGAUAAAGUACAGAUUGUCUUUCAUCAGUCAUUGGAAAUUUGUUGCAUCAAAGAACUGCAGACAACUGGUAUGUGACGUGAUCUAGAAAGGAAGGUGCCUAGUGUGGUUGCAGAUGCCUAAAAAUGUGUAGGACUACCGUAAAGCAGUUAACUAAGGGUACAAAGUACGGGUUACAUUGUUUUGAAUGAUGUAAUAGUCGAAUAUAAAAAAAUGGGAGUCUAGUAGUACUUAGUUGUAACUUUUUUUUUAAACAGUUAUGGUUUAAAGGAGGAUGACUAUACUUUUCCCAUUCUUAUGAGAGGUCCAAUGUAUACAUCAUUUUGAGUCAGAAUGCUGCCAAUUUCUGUAUCUAGCAAUGAAACAAUGUAACCAGUAUUAGUUGUCUUUCGAUCUAAUCAAUGAAUUGUUUACUCUAUCCCAAGCCUCCUUGGUACCGUCAGAAUAUUUGUAUCUUUCAUUUCUUUCCUCUUUAUGUUCUUGUUUUUCUUUAUGUUCUUUAGCAUGUAUUUGAAGCACCUUUUGAAAAGUUCUUUUUUCUCUGAUUCUGUCAUCAAAGUCCUUUCUGUUUUGUUUUGUUUUGUUUUUUUAAGAUGGAGUGUCCUUAGCCCAGGCUGGAGUGCAGUGGCAUGACCUCUGCUUACUGCAACCUCAGCAUCACAAGUUCAAACAAUUCUCCUGCCUAAGUAGCUGGGAUUACAGGUGCCCGCCACCAUGUCCAGCUAAUCUUUGUAUUUUUAGUAGAGAUGGGUUUUCACCAUGUUGGCCAGGCUGGUCUCGAACUCCUGACCUCAGGUGAUCCACUCACCUCAGCCUCCCAAAGUUCUGGAAUUACAGGGGUGAGCCACUGUGUCUGGCCAGUCUGUUUCUAUUGAUUAAUUUUUCUCCUGAUCACAUUUCUCUCUUCUUUCCUAUAUCUAAUAAUUUUUUUAUUGGAUGUCAGACAUUAUACAUUUUGUAUUACUGAGGGCUUAGGUUCCAUGGUUUUUUUUUGUUAAUUAAUUUUUUUUUCUUUGGAAGGAGGCUCUUGCUGUGAUGCCCAAGUUGGAGUGCGGUGGCUCACUACCGCCUCACACUCCUGGGCUCCAGCAGUCCUCCCACCUCAGCAUCCUGAGUAGCUGGGACUACAGGCGUGUACCAGCACACCUGGCUUCAUUAUUUUGUGUGUGUGUGUUGGCGCUUCCCUGGCAGGCAGUCAAGUUACAUGCUAAUCCUUUAUUUUUAAAUUACCUUUUAAUCUUUUUUGGACCAAUUUCAGAGUAACCGUCAUCCUAAGGCCUAAUUUAGCCCCAUUUCCAAGUCAUAGCCCUCCUUGACUGAAUACCCAGGAUAUUCAGCCCGUGUGGUCAAUGCAGCCUCUUCCUCUGCUUGGGUACUGUCAGGGUGCCCAUGGUUGUUCAUCUUACGGCCACCUGGUAAUUAUUCUUUUCACAGAAGUUGUUCUUGUCUGGGCUUAUAGGAUUUUUCUCUUACUCAUGCCCAGGCUAGGAAUCAAAGACUGAAGAUGACGCGUGCCGAUUUCUGGAGCUCUUUCUCUGUGUAGCUCUCUCCUUUCAGGUCGUCUGUCUAAAGGUGCUGACCACAUUAGCCUCCCACUUUCAGAAUUCUGUCCUCUGUUGCAGUGUGGUUUCAUUUUGCUCCCUGCACUGCAGUGCCCAGAAAGUUGAGGUGAUGAUGGGGUACCCCUUCUUUAUUUCCUUUUCUCAGGAGUUACAGUCUUAGCCAUCCUGGCCCCCAAUUUCUGCUGAAAAUAGUUGUUUUCUAUGUUUUGACUAGUUUUCUAGUUGCUUAGGAUAGGAAGUUAAUUCUAGACUACUGUGUCUUCUUAUUGCUGGAAGUGGAAGUCCCUUAAAAUAUAUUUGACCAAUUGUUCUGCCAAAGGCUUCUACCAUCUCCUGACCUCAUUCUUACUCCUAAAACCCUUAAAAUUGACAUCAGCCCCUCUCUACUAAAGAAGAUUCUUUUCAAAUGACAAAACUGCCAAAUCUGGAGGCCAUGAAAAUGUGUCCACAUUUGACUUGACAGGACACCCUUCUUCCUUGGUCUCUGAUGCUCUCCUGUGUCUUCACUGCUGAUUCCCACCUUUUGGGGGUUUCCUUUGUUUUUGUUGUGAUUGUCAUGUGCCCACUCCCUUGUCUAGGUUUCUCCUUGUCACAUCUUCAGCUGUCGCUGGUGGGAUUUCCAGAGUCACUGCAGGAGCGCCACUCUGUGCCAAACACCAGGCCUUGCUCCACACACGUGUCUCUGGGAAUCCUGACAGCAUCACAGACUCAACGGGGACAGCUCUGGUGGGGUCUUUAUUAUCCGGACUAUAGUUGCUACUGUGUCUUCUCUCUCUGUUCUUUUCACCAGCAUCCUGCCUGUUGCCUGUGCUCUUCUUGCUUCUUCAUCCUUAGCCCUUAAAUCUAGUUACAGAGUUUUAUUGAUUCUGUUUCUAUACUUUUUCUCAGAUGAGUUCUUCCCCACCCAUUUCCUUUUUUUGAUUCAGGAAUGUAUUACCCCCUGUCUAGCAUAGUGAAGUCACAGCAUUUACACCCCUUUCAGCCCCCUGUGAUCCUUCCUAGUCCUGUCUGUUAUCUUUCUAAAUUCUAGUCUGCGCAGCAUUACCCUCUCCAAAGAACGAUGGCAGAAUCAAGUCCAACAAAUUCAGUGUGGCAUUCUCAUUCGAGGGAAACACUGCCGACUCAAUCCUCAGUAUUGAUCCUCAUCGAAACUAGUCACAUAGGGCUCUCUCCCAUCCCAGAUGGCCUCAAGCAUUUUCCUACCUGUGAUGUAUGCCUUCUCAUCAGUGUGGACGCUCUGCUGCAACCCUCUCCGAAUUCUCCAAUGCCAUCUUCUCUGCAAAUUUAGUACUUUUAGUUGGAGUGAAUCUCUUUCCAUCCCCAGAUCUGAAAGAGUUUGUUUGCUAAGACUUUCUUCAGGGUCUGAACAGGAUUGUUAAAAGCUAUCUGUCUCUCCUCUACUUGCUGCACAGUUUGUACUUUUCUUCAUAUUCUCUGGUCAUCUUCCUUGGUGAUGUUGGGGAGUCAUUAAGGCAUUUCCUGAGAUCUGUGUUUAGGACUUACACUGCUGUUGGAAAACAAUCUCAUAUGGAGGGCUGCUGUGACCACUGUGUACAAGGGCACUUUCUCCUGUAAGGAGAUAAGGAGAAAGAUCAUGCCUUCAUUCACCCCUAUCCCCUCCAAAUGCAUUUGUACAUUUUUGGAGAAUUUAAAGGCAGUUUAUAAGAUGAAUGAAUGAAAAAAGAUGACUUCAAGUUACUUAAUGACUCGAUUCAUUUAUUUAAGAAGAUUCCUCUAUAGCAUGUGAGCUCAGCAUGUACAAAUGAUUGAAUUUUAAAAAUUAGAUUGUGUAAGAUUUUUAGUAACAUAUCAAUGACAUGGGACAGAAUAUAUCACUUUAUAAAUUAUUAUUACACUCUGAUUUCUUUUGCUAGGACUUCUUUCCUCAAAAAUAGCCAUAUUUUAGAAUUGAUAACGUUGCAUUUCUUUCUUGGUGAAUUUCUUAAGCCGGUGGUCAGGAUCUAUUACCCUCCUGAUACUGCUGGAUUCAAGAACAGGUAUCAAAAGGAAGCAAAGUGGGUAGGUUAUUUUUAAGGCCCUUCAGUAUCUUUGCUCUUGUCUCUGUUUUCUUCCUGUGCAGUUAUUCAGGCACGACUGGGCCUAUGUUUAACUAGACACAACAUUUUGCUGAUUUCCUUUAAAUGUUUCCCGAGUAAGAAAUGUAUUAUCCCUUAAUCAGCCUCUUUUGAGAUGUCUGUUUAUACUAAACAAAAUCCUAUUCCUAUUAGUUUCAAAUUCUAAGCAAAAGCACUGGUAAUUAGACAUUGUCUGAAGUAACAUCCUGUUACUGUACUGCAGUACUGAACUUGAGGUGCAAUAGAAACAUAUUAAGCUUAUUACCAUAUUUAUCAAUUUAUUGGUAUUCUUUAACUGAUCAGCCAGGUAGAAAAACUAAUUCUGACAUAAGGAAUUUUUUUUUCCUCAAACUAAAGCACUGUGAGAAUUGGGAAGCUUAACACCUUUCUCUUCUCAUCUGUAAAAUAGUUAACUGUAUACGCAUAAAUAAUUAUAAUUACUAUCUUGUAGGGUUGUGGUGUGGGAUGAAUGAUCUAACCUAUCUAAAGCAUUUGGCAUAGUGACUGCUUGCAGUAUUGUACAUAUAUUUAAUUGUGGUACAGGUCAAAUUUGAUGACAAAAAUAUGGUAUCAUUUCUUUUUUUUUUUGAGAGGGAAUUUCACUCUGCCACUCAGGCUAGGGUGCAGUAGCCUACAGUCUCAGCUCACUGCAACCUCUGCCUCCUGGCAGAGCAUUCUAGGCUCUAGGAAUUCUCCUGCCUCAACCUCCUGAGUAGCUGGGAUUACAGGCACGCACCACCACGGCCUGGCUAAUUUUUAUAUUUUUAGUAGAGAUGGGGUUUCACCAUGUUAGCCAGGCUGGUCUCAAACUCCUGACCUCAUGAUCCAUCUACCUCAGCCUCCCAGAGUGCUGGGAUUACAGGCGUGAGGCACAGCACCCAGCCAUAUUAUGAUUUUUAAAAACAUCCUUCCAGUAAGUAGAUCUUCAGACUUCAGUGGGUAGCUCAGUUACUUGAAGAAGCGUUUCAUUUUAAUACAUCAUAAAAUAUUGGACAACAUCUUGGAGUUUAUUUUAAAUGAAAUUUAAUUUGUAAAAACUGCAGGCCAUCUAUGCAGUAAACGAAAUAAUCCCUGAAUGUGAUGUAUUGGGCAAUGUACUUAAUAUACAUUACAUAUGCAUAGGGUGAUUUGCAUGUAUCUAGUGUUUUCUGGGUCCUGUGUUUUGAAUGUGGGCAUCAGCUGGGAUGAGAGCAUUUCAAACUGGAACUGUCAGUACAUGAACCACUGUAAUAUUAAUUGGUGGUAGUAUCUCAUAAUGUGUGUGAUCUGUUGCAGUGGUAAAAUAGAUUAUUUUUAGAGUCCCAAUAUAAAAUUGUUUUCUCACUAGAUAAUUAUAAUUGGUUCAUGUGUAACACAAAUUUUAAAUAUUUUAUGUUAUUAACACCAGCAAAACACAAAUAAUAACAAGAUAGAAAUGCAAAUGGAUUUUCCUGUUUCUUAAACUGUGGCUACAAAUGAAGAAUUGGUUCCAUUUUUGAGACAGAUCUCGCUCUGUUGCCCAGGCUGGAGUGCAGUGGCGCAAUCUCGGCUCAUUGCAGCCUCCGCCUCCUGGGCUCAAGUGAUUCUCCUGCCUGAGCCUCCCAAGUAGAAGGGAUUACAAGUGUGUACCACGUCACCCAGUUGAUUUUUUGUAUUUCUAGUAGAGGGAGGGUCAGGCUGGUCUCAGAACUCCUGACCUCAAAUAAUCUGCCUGCCUCGGUCUUUCAGUGUUUAAAUUAUUUUUCAUGUGUGCGUUCCACACAUUUCUCAUGGAAAGGUAGUGACGGUUUGACAUGUUACUUUUGUGUGUGGUGAAAUACUGGUUUUCAUUAAAUUUUAUGUUGAAAAGAAAACUUUUAGAAUCAUAGAUUUCUGCCAUUUUAGAGCUGGAAGGAGCAUGAUUUAACCUCUCAUUUUGCAACAGUUGAACUAGUGCGGGGUGUGGAGCUGGGGAUGAGGGAGGCAGAUGAAGGUAGUCACCUCUUACCGUCGUCUUACCUUUUACGAUUGUCCUAUCACACCUGAUAUGGAUUUGGACACCCGCGGGCUAGAGGGGCCACUGUCUUUAAAUAGGAGUGCUGCCUUGGACGGACAAGGUCACCUGAUUAUCAGUAGCCUUUUAAUAAAUUUCUAAACAGGGAUGAUCAUACCUGGUUUUCCAAUUAAAAAAGGAAGAUAUGCUGAUCAAGUAAAUUAUAUAUGUGAAAGCAUGCAUAAAAAUAUAAGCUGUACCAGUGUGUUGUGUUCUGCUAUGAUGAUGACCCCUGUGUACUGACCUCACCCACGAGUUCUGGGAGUGAAUCACUUCCAAAGCGAAGAUGUGUAUGAUAGCACCUUUGGAAAGUAGAGCACACUUGCCCCUGCUAGCUGGUUAUUGUAAAUAUACCUGCAUUUAGGUAUUUCUGUUGUAAAUGAUACCUAGUUAAGGGUCUUACUUGGACUUAAAAUGAGAAGAGAUUUUUUUAAAAAGAGACACAAUAUGCACAAUAUUGACUUGAGGGUUAAACAGAUACAGCUGUUUGUGAGGAAGCCAGACAAACAUGAAUUGAGGGUUGAAGUACUGUCAUACCUACUUAGAACCUGGAAAGAAUGCUGUGGUCUGGGAGAUCCAGGUCCAUGUCUUCUGGCGUUGGCACUGAGACCUCUGUCCCUCCUGAAUUCCAUGUCCUCCCUAUUACUUCCGCAGGCUCAAGUGGAGGUAGUGCCCUGGAGUGCAUCUGUAGCCAUUGGUUUGUUUCAGAUGCUUGUGAAACAUCGAUGGCCCCUCAUUCAGCUGUGAUUAAGAUGAGGUGCCCCUGCUCUGUAUUCACACUCACUCUGUCUCCCUGCUUCCUUCUUCUUUUGAACACUCCAAUGCUGCUUUCUGUUCCUCCAUUCUGCGCUUUUCCUUUUUUCUUCUGUUAUGGGCCUGUCUUUGCCUUUUCACUUCUGUGAACAUCAGACACCCUGUGCCCUCCCUCUGCUGAGGGCCUUCCAGGGCCACUGAGUCUCCUCCAGUCUCUCUUGCACCAUGCUCCUCAGAGUUUUGUGUCCAGCCAUGCUGGCCUCCUUGGAGCUCCUUGACUAAGCCAAGUGCAGAGUCCCAGGCUACUAGUGCCCCUGCCCUUGCCAUUCUGUCUCCUGGGCGUCCUGCUCUGGAUCUUGAAAUGGCUAGCAUCUUCCUGGUAUUCAGGCUCAAUUCAGCAUUUCCUGGUCUCCCCAUUGUCCCGUCUAAAGCACAAGCUGGCCCCCACCAUCCUCUCAAGCACAUGGCUCCUCUUGAAUGCUUUUUACACAUGGAUCCGUGUUUCACAUUACCCUGUUCAUUCCUGUGUUUUUCUGUUUCUGAUUCUCCCCUCUUAAGUGUAACUCUAGGAGAGCAGAGACCCCAUCUGUCCUGUAAAGCUGUGUGUCUGUAAGCCCUGAAACAGUGGCUGCUCAGUCGACACUGGUUUCAUGGAUGUGUGUGUGCAGGGCAUGGGCUCCUCACCCCUGAUCUUUUCUUUGUUUGGUGGUGCACGCUCAGGCAGUCUCCGUGUUGACUGCUCUAGGUCCUUCUGUCUGUAGUUUGGAACUCUGCUUGCUGGGAAAGACUGUUUACCUGGCCUCAAAAAAUCUUGCUCUGGGGACAGGAAGGGAGAGGUUGGGAAAAGGAGGCUGACUCCUGGGUGUGCCACCAUGAGGACAGUCUCCACCAGGAAGAAAAACAAGCCCUCUCUUUAUGGUGCUUCCUGUUUCUUGUUUUUAAAACUUUUCUUCACCAAAUCCAAAAUCCCCACCUUACUUCAAGGCAGCUAUAAUUAAAAGCCUGUUUGUCAAAGAUUUUGCUAUUCACCCUUUUCACGUGCUUUCUAAAAAACUAAAACUCCUGAAAAUUGUUAUCAUUGAAUACAACAAUAGAAUGAUUUCUUUGACUAAAGCCUAAAAUUAUCUUGAUAUGAAAGUGAUACUUUUUUAUGUAAGACUUACGAAAUACGGAAAAGGAAAAGAUCACCUAGCCCCCCAAAACAAGAAUGUUUAAUAUUUUUGAAUAUAUUCUCAGACACAUACAGUUAUUUGCACAUCUGUACUUAUUCAGAACUGAAGAUAAAAUCAUGUUAUGCGUAACUCUUUAGUAGUGUUCCUUCUUAAACUCAUAUUGUCACAAACAUCUUUCCAGGCCACUCCAUAUUCUCUUAAGAGAACAUUUUUUAAGUGGCUACAUUAUAUUUCAUUUUAUGGGUUUAUCUUGGUCAAGUUGCUUAACCUCUGAGCCUCAGUUUCUUAGUCCGUAAAAGGUAUUCAUAGUCGUGCCUUAAACAACAUAAGAAAUUGGGUUGUCAUACAGUAAACGUACAUAGGGGUCAUACAGUAAACAUACAUAGGGGUCAUACAGUAAAGUACUGAGAAUGUACCUGUCACAUAGGAUGUGAUCAGUGAUUGUUAGCUGCUGUUUGUUUAUCCAAUUUCCUAUCUUUUAGCAACUUAAAAUGAACUAUGAUUGAUGUCCAUGAUCUGUCCUAUUUCCUGCCAAUAGCAUAUUUUUAAACUCUAAGAAUACUCAUUUUUUUCAUUUUCAAAUAAUAUAAUCAAAGAUGGUAAGCUAUUUCUACUUAAGCCAAAUAUCAGGUUUUUUUGUUUUGUUUUGUUUUGUUUUUCAGAUAGAGAGUAUCACUUUGUGGUCCAGGCUGGAGUGCAAUGGAGCAUUAUUGGCUCACUGCAAACUCCACCUCUUGGGUUCAAGUGAUUCUUCUGUCACAGUCUCCCAAGGAGCUAGGAUCACAGGCAUGUGCCACCAUACUCAGCUAAUUUUUUUGUAUCUUUAGUAGAGAGGGGGUUUCACCAUAUUGGCCAGGCUAGUUUUGAACUCCUGACCUCGUGAUCCACCCACCUCAGCCUCCCAAAGUGCUGGGAUUGCAGGCAUGAGCCACCAUGCUCAGCAAUGCUGCUUAUCGUUAAUCAGGUUGACACAGUGGAUUUAUUAGGCUUUUCUUCAUUUCAUGAGUUACUCAGAAAUCUUUCUUAUAGGACGUGGAAUGAGUUAGAAGAGAAACACUCCUUCAAGGUAGAGCCAUCUUCCAAGUGAACUAUUCCCGUCACUGCUGUUUCUCUGAGAAGAUGUUAGUGUUCAGCACUGCAUGGUUUUUUAAAAAGCAUUUUCUGUGAUUUUGAAAAUAUUUUCUUAGGCAUUUUUUAAAUGACAUGGUUUUUAUUUUCCUGUAUUUUUCUUUCUUAGUCAAAGCCAAUUGCUGGCCACCAGCUUCUUUGUCUGGGAGCCAUAUGCAUGGGAGAUGUUGGGACUGGGGGAGUUUGCUAGCCCUGACAUUUGUAUUAAGUGGAACUAGCUAUUGAAAAAUACUAACACAAAACCUCAGCUAUUCUUUUAUUAAUGUAUUAAAAAUUAUGAUCAAAUUAAAACAACCAGGAGAGCCUUGUUGAGCCUGAAUCUGUUACACUAUGAAAUGCACCCUGGGUUUUGAGGAAGAAGUGAGCACAUUUAUAGCCUUAAUUACUCAUUUGGGAUACUACAGUCUGUUGCCAAAGCCAGUUAUCAUCAGCUUUGAUUAGAAAUCAGGAAAGACAGCUGCUGAAAUGCAGAGUGAAAAGAAUUGUAUUGGAUUAGAGAGGCGUUCUUUUGAAUCUGAAAGAGAAGGAAAGCAUCUUUGGGAAACAUCUGAAUAUGCAUUUAUUUUAAUAAUUCAAUGGCUAGAGGUGGAGUAGAGUACAUUGUAAAUUGGAGUGGUUUUCAUUAUUAAAUUAAGUGCCUUUGUUUAGUUCAUCUAGAUUUUCCUAUUGACUGUUCCUUUUUCUUUUUGCUCCAUUGUGAUGCAGUGUUAUAUUCCUAUUUGUGGGUUGAAAUAUGUCAGUAUUCAUAAACUAAGUUCAUGGACCAUCCUUCCCAAUAUUUGGGCUGAUGAAACACCAUUUACCAGUGUGAAACCAAGCCAGGAGAGGCAUAUAAAAUAAUGCAUUCAAAUGCUAAGUUUAAAAAGACAGCAUUCUUUAUUCCCAAUCCUAUGUACAUGGAGAAGUACUACUUUGAGCUUUAUUAUUUUAACAGCGUAAUGUGGGAUUAUAACAUAUAUCAGAAUAAUGUCCUAAUCACUUGUCCCUGAGUAAAUCAGAAUUUCAGAGUUACAGUCAUUUAUUUAUGUUCAUAGUUUAUAUAAUCAAAAGAUGUGUCCAGAAGAUUAACUUUCUGCCAUUUGAAAGCUGUUUGAGAUAUUGUAUGGAAAUUCAUACAUGGCUAUUUCCCUCAUCCUUAAUUAAACUUGUUAAACAGCAGCAUUUCUCCUAUUUCUAUAAAAAAACUAUCAUGGUUGAUAAAACACACACAUACACAUACACACAGUGUGUAUAGAAGUACACCUAACCUUAACUAAAUAAAUAAGAAUAGUUGUAUUUAUAUUCAUAUUUGCAAGAGAGUAAACAUUUAUGCAAAUACACUAAUGAAAAUUUUCAAACGCUUUGCCUCCAUGUGCUCUAGCUUUAAAGUUAAAGCUGAGAAUUUUCACUCAAUUAUUUAACUCUAGGCAGUGUAGUGCUUAAACAAAAUAAAUGAUUACAUUCUGUACCUACACAAUGGAUCAAAACAGCUUCCUUCAUCCUCACUUUGGACCAUCUGUUUAAAAGAAACUAAAAACCCUCAGGAAGCAAGCCUCUAAUCUGUGGUUAAGAGUUUACAGACACAUGCUCAUUCUCACAACCCAGCAAUGUGUACUGAGCGCUGUAAUAGGUUUUGUAUUAGCUGUAAAAGGCUAGAUGUCUUGACCUCAGCAUCUGUCAGUUACAGCUUCUCUGUUAUUAGGAGAAAUUUAAACACUCUUUUUGUAGAGGAUCAAAUUUUAUGUUAUUUUAACAUCAGCUUUAAUAAAUAUUGGGAAUAAUAUUUUCCAAGAGCUAAAGUAUUCUUAGUUUCCAAAUCCUUUUAAGAACCCUGAUUCUUACUCUACCCCAAUACUCCCUUGAUGAAAAGAGCUUCAGUCAUCCAGACUUACUGGAGAAUAGACUUGAUUGGUGCUAAGAGAGUAUUGUGAAGGUCUUCAGCCCCACGUUAUUUCUUAUUGAAUCCCAUGAAAACUUUUGAAAAUUUCACAUUGGUUUAAGAGAUUUGGACGUCUGUUAACACUUUCUGUCUUGAGUACCAACAUGGGUCUAGCUCUGUUCCUUCCUGUAAACUAAUUGUUGCAAGCAGUCAGGUUGCAAGACAAUUUUUGCAUGAUACCAAACAGGAAAAACAACAAUAGCACAAGAUUUUUACCUUGCUGAAAGGAAAAGAUUUUUCAUAAUUAAAGCUUUUAGUUAUUUGUCAUAUACUCAUUAUAGGAAAGUGCUGUUAUCUUUAGUUCUGUAUUGAUACAAAUAUGUUACCUGUUCCUUAUUAUAGUUGUGGAAAACUUUAGUGAAGGUGGUAUUAAAGUAGUCCCAGUCAGGCAGCUCUGGAAACUGAAAUAAAUGAAAUAAGAGUGGGAAGUAAAAAAAAAAGCUUCAAUGGCUGUGUUUAGUCCAGUAAAUGGUGUCUGUUACUACAGAUGCAGUUUUUCUCUGAUGGAUAUCAUAUCCCUGGACAGUCGGCUCUGUUGAUUGUGAAAUGUAGUCAUCAGCCCUCCAAUAAGUGCUUUCUCUCCCUGUCUCCUUAGAUCAUAAGCUUAGAUCAUAUUAUUGCCAUCACAUACCCCAAAACUAGUCUUGUCCUUCAGUAGAUGGUUGGAUUAGGUAUACUCUCCAAGGUCUUUUUAAACUCUGAUUCCAACAACUGGUAUUCACCAACUAUAGAAAAGAUGACAUUGUCUUAGUGACACCCUUUGUUGUGCAGCGUUUUCUUGGUAUCUCUGUUAAUCUAAAUACUUUUAAAAGUGGUUGGAUAUUUGUAGAGGGAAAUUCUGUGUUUGGAAACAUUUCAGCUGGAAAAUGCAUUGAACUGAAUAUUGUCGGACAUUUUCUUAGAGCAAAUCAAAAUCAUUUAGUACAAUGUAAAAUAUAAAAGACAUACAAAAGCCAGAGCAAUUAUUGCAGCCUUCGUUCUUCACACAUAUGCACCCUGACGCACAUCAGACCAGCAAGACCACAAGUGGAUAUCAUUAGUCAGAACUCGGCAAGAUCCAAUUUCAUGCCAGUCACAUUCGCACACACACAUUUGUUUGUUUAUGUCAGUCAUUAGAACUCAGUAACUAAAUGUCAGUGGUAGUUAAUGUGGCAUUUUAUAAACACAUAGAUGAAUUGGGAAAAAAAGCAAAUUAUCCACAAAUAGCGACCAAUUGCAAAUAAUGUCAUAUCCAUCACAAAAAUAUCUGUGAGUAGGAGAGAACAUGACAAGGGCAAACCGUUUGAACGAGGUUAUACAAACAGUCAAUGUGGUCGACUCUGGACGCCUGCCUAGAAUCUUACCAACCCCUGAGCUGAUUCUCACCCAAGUCAUUGUCAUGUUUAGCAGCAGAACUGGGUUGACUGCAAAUCUCUCAGAUGCUUCAGCCCUGUCAUUAACUUUUAUAGUUCCAGGAAGAUUUGUUGUGAGUUUCAGUCUAGGAAUUUAAGAAAUUUUUAGUUCUAUAACAGCAUAAUCUUGCCUUUAAAAAAAAAAGAACGAAGAAAGUAUGGCAAACCUUAAUAAAUUCACAUUAAGCAGGAGAAAGUCCUAAAUUAGUCAUCUGAAUUAUAGAAUCUUUAAGAAAAUUAAUAGUAACUUAAUUACUGUCAGAUUCAUGGAGUUCCUUGGAGAAAUUGCUUUGGCAAAUAGGGAAAAUUUACAAAUAACACAAAACUUGGCAAAUAAAGCAAUGUCUAAAGAAUCCACCAUGGACUAGUAUUUUUAAAUCAUUUUCUCCCUAAAGUGCAUGCAUGUUUUCAAUUUGCCUUGCAAAAUUGUUUUUAUAGGAAAGAGAGCUAUUUUUGUUUUAACCAAUUAUUUGUGGUACUUAAAAUCCUUCAUUUACAAAAACAUAGGAAUGAUAUCCAUUUACUCAUUCUUUCGUUCACUGAGCAAAUAUGUGUUGGAGGUCAUUGUGCUAUGUACAUAGUGGUGAGUUCUAUAAAGUCCUUGCUUUUCUAGCAUGGGGGGUGGAAGUUAACUAAAAAAUAAAAAUAAAUCAAUAAAUAUUUAGUAAUACAUUAUGAUAAGAGCAUAAUCAAGGUACUGAGUAAUUUCCUUGAGAAAAUGAUAUUUGGGCUGAGUACUGAAGGAUGAAAAGGAGUCAUUCAUGCAGAGAAGGGAGGAAAAGAGCCACCCAGGCAGAAGGAGCUUUGUGGACAAAGCAAAAGGCAGGGAGACGUUUAGCAUGGUCCAGAAACUAGAAGGUAGUCAGGUGGCUGCAGUGUGUUGAGUGCUAUGGGAUGAAAUCAGAGAGGUAUAUGGCAGGUGAACCUACCAGGGCCAGGCUAAAAUAGGAAAUUUUAUUCAGGAUAUCAUGGGGAGCCAUAUAGUGGUUUUCAGAUUGUGGGCAUAGUCUGAUUCGUAAUUUUGAAACAUCCCAAUGGCGCUUGUAUGGGAAAUAGAUUACAAAGUAGUUAUAUCAGCCAGGAAGACAGAAAUUCCACUAGGUACUUCAAACAGAUGAGAUUUGGUAUAGGGGUUUGGAUACACAGUGUGGGAAGGAGAAAUAGACAACACAAAAGUAACUGGAGAUCAUAACUGCAAAAGCAGCUCCCACAUCACAGCGCAGAGUGUAAAAGGGCCAGCUUGGAGCUCAGAGACAGUAGGUUAAUACCCAGCAUGGUGGGCAGCCUUGAGGCAGGGAAGCCUGUGUGCAGGAGCUGCUGAUUGAGUCCUGAGAUGCAAUCAUGGAGGCUUGCACUAGGAGGUGGGAUGGGAUAGAAAUAAAUAGACUUGAGAGAGAUUUUAAACCUAGAGCCAAUAGGACCUGAUGCUUAUUGGGUAGGAAAUUAAAAAAUGACUGGCAAGAUUCUGACUUUAACAACUGAAUAUCUAGGGCACUGCUUUUGAGAUAGAGAAAGCAAGAGGAGCAGGCUGAGCUUUGUAGGUGUUGAGUUUAGAACAUGCUAAGUUUGAGAUGUCAAGGAAACGGUUAGGUAUGUGAGUAUGGUGGACAGAGAAGACAUGUAGGCUGGAGAUAUUGAUGUGGAAAUCAUCAGCAUGCAGAUGGUAUUUUAAAUACCAACUAUGGAAAUGGAUGAUACCAUCUAGGGAGAGAAUGGAGGAGAGAAGGGCUGGUUCUAAGCCCUUGGGACCUCCUGUGUUGAGAGAUCAGUACAGGAAUGAGAAGGAGCAAAAGAAACUGAGAUGGGAUAGCAAGAAUAAUCAAAAUCAAGAGAUAGCGGUCCUAUAGAAACCAAGACAGGAAGGAGACAAUGAUCCACUCUUUUUAGCAGAGCUAAGAGAUGAUUGAGUAAGAUGUGACAGAACCAUGUCCAUAGAUUUAGCCACAUGAGGAUAUUUGGCCACAUGCCUGAUGUGGUAGAAGGCUGAAGAGUUUACAGGAGGCAAGGACACUCCAUUCUGACACAGAGAGUCCAAGGGAAAGUAAAGGCCAAAUAGUUUCCUCAGUUCAGGACCCUGCUUACAGCUAGGCAGAAAAAGAAAAAAGAAAAAGUGUUAGCAUGUGAGGAUGGGCCAGGCACAGUGCCUCAUGCCUGUAAUCCUAAAGCUUUCGGAGGCUGAAACGGGAGGAUUGCUGGAGGCCAGGAGUUUGAGACCAGCCUGAACAACAUAGCAAGAUCUCAUCGCUACAAAAAAUUUAAAAGUUAGCCACACAUGAUGGUAUGUACCUGUAGUCCAGCUACUUGUGGGGCUGAGGUGGGAGAAUCAUAUGAGCCCAGCAGUUCAAAAUUACAGUGAGCUAUGAUUACACCGUUGCACUAGGACUUGAGCAAUACAGCAAGACUUUGUCUCUAAAAGAAAAAGGGAAAAUGUUUCACUAUACCUGCCACGAGGCAACAAUACUAUCUACCCUUCCCAGCUACUCUCUGUAUAUUGUAAUUUAGGGACCAGGUUCUUGUUUGCAUUGCACAGUAUUCGUUACUUUAUGAUUUUUGUGUUGAACUUUCUUCCGUCACACUGUUCAAUAAAUGAGGACAAUUUCACUCGCAUGUCUAAAAGUCAUCUUGUUUGAAAACUGUCAGAGAAGUUGUUAGGAUUUUAUUUCUUGUAAGUCCUGAUUGAAGGUUUGCCUCUCAUGAGGUCUCAAGUGAAGCCUACAUGGCAGUGUCUUAGCAGGUUUCCUAAACUUUUUAGGUGUACGCUCUGUUGCUAAAGAUCAGAAAUGUUACUGUAACCUUUUCAAGCUCCCCUUCCUGUCUGUCAUAUCCAGGUUAAGUCAUCUUUACCAAAUAGAUUGGGUUAUAAAAUUGCAAUUGAUUGGAGUCCUUGGAGGAAACAUUUUGUGAGUUUUAUCAGUCCCCAAAUAUCUCAUAUCUGGACUAAGAGUAUAAUUUAGAUAUUGCUAUUGUAUACCUAUAAGACAUGUUAUCUGGUAAUAUUAUCUCAGCAGCAUUAACCUCUGACUCUGUUCUCAAACCGGGAUUGGGAAAGUGAAGUAUUUGCUUAAUGAUUGAUUAAUAUUUUGACCUUUUUUCAAGUUCUGUAAAGUGCCUAACAUAGCACUGAGUGUUUCAGCCUAUUAUCUCUUGAUAUGUAAGUCAUCUUUUAGUUUGCUUUGCUACUAUAAUUAAGGAAAUAAGAGCAGAAAGCCUAUUUCUUGGUCAAAGUGCUAUUUUUAUAGGAGGACAAAACAUGUAUUGUUUUACUUUACUUAUCAGCAGGCCCCACUGCUGUUCCCUAAGGUUGUGUUUAAUAAGUAUGUUCUCUGGGGCCAGAAUGUCAAAUAUAUCCCUAAUGAGCUCAGUGACAUCACUGAGCGUGCCUAUGUUCCUUGCCAAUAGUCGGCAUUGUUGGAGCACAUCACAUUCGCUGCAUCUGAGCACAGAUGCCAAGGUCAGGGCAUUAACAAGCAAGAGAGCUUCAAGAGGGGGGAAGAAAAGAUGAAGAUUGAAAGCAAAUCUGUCCAUGUCAGAGAACAAUGGGUGGCUGUUUAGGGAGAGUGGUAGAGACACUCGGGAGAAGACAUUUGCCUCCUACAAGUUUCCUGCACAUCUCUGCCCUGUGGAAAUGGUGUCAGUUGGGCGUUGAUCUGAAAGAUGAUCAUCUGUAAGCCACAGCUGCCACUUUGAGUGCUGAGAUUUGGAAUAUGCCACAGACAGCCCUGACAUUCUAGAACUGAUUGAAAUGUUGUGACCUUCAGAGGUAACUAAUACAUUUCCAGUAGCGUGACUUCUGGAAGUAAUAUGGUUCAGAAACCAAAAGUUGGUUCUUUGUAGAAAAUAGUUCAUGAACAAGUUCUUUUUUUGAUUUUUAACUAAGAUUAUGUUAAUAACACCAGUAUAUAUCAAAAGGAAAAAAUAUCUCAUGCAUACUUUUUCCUGUUAAGAAUAGAGUAUAUAAAGCUAUGUUAAGCAGUUUUGUUACACACAUAUGUAUAUGUGGAUGUCUAAAACAAGUUUGACAAAAGGAUGAAGUUUUGUGGCUAAGAUGAGCCUCCACUUUUGGGCACAAGUAGAGUAACCGAAGAACGAAAAGCAACCUUAGAAGAAAUUCUUUAGGUUUUGAUUUUGAUUUGGAGUUUUAUUUUUGAAGAUACAGGAUCUCACCAUGUCACCCAGGCUGGAAUGCUAGUGGUGCGAUUAUAGCUCACUACAGCCUUGAACUCCUGCACUCAAGAGAUCUUCCCACCUCUGUCUUCCAAGUAGCUGGAACCGCAACCCCGGCCUAGUGCCCAGCUGUGUUUACAUUUUUUGAUGUCUCACUGUGUUGCCCAGGCUGGUCUCAAACUCCUGGCCUCGAGUGAUCCUCCCACCCUAGCCUCCCAAAUCACUGGGAUUACAGGCGUGAGUCACCACUCCCAGCUCGUUUUUUAAAUUAUUUUUUUUAAGUUGCCAGUUGAUAGUUUCCUCUCUACCCUCUAAACUUGUCAUUUUAGAAUGAAGAGCAAAAGAGUUUCUUGCUUUGCAUUGAGAAGUAAAAGGCCAAAAUAGGACAAGACAUCAUCCUCAGUAUUAAGUUGACUAAAGGAAAAAUAAUUUGGAGGAGGUCGAGCCAGUCCAGAUCUAUAUUCAAGUGACUGAUGGGAGUUGCUAGGUAUGGAAAACUUUCAGUCUGUUCCUUCUUUAGAUAUUGGGUAUAUUGAGGUGUCUUUGUAUAUUGCUUUUCGGCAAAUAUAAACAAAAUACUUAGCUUUACCAAUGUGAAUUUAGAAUGGAAUCUGUCUUCAUACAGAGGUCUGGGGUAGAGAUAGAAGGGGAGGAUGGAAGAGGCACACAGCUCUUCCAGUCAGUAUCCACUGCUGGGUGGACCAAGCCCUGGUGUGUUUCUUCCUGCUCAGGAAAUGGACAUGUUGAGGCUUUCCUGGUUUCUGUGGCCGGGUUGCUUUAUGUUCUGUGGUAUUUAUUUAUUUAUUGGUUACAGUCUUUGAUUUGUGGUUGCACAAUAUAUUAAAUAGAAACAGAAGGCCAUAUUGUUUCCUCAGUUCAGGACCUCCCCAGAGCUGGGCAAGGAAAGGUUAUUCAUAUUUGACACUAAUAUAUUUGCCUUUUCUGUCACACCUCAUUGCUGUCCAAGUGUAUAAAUGUGAACUAAAGCUUUGGUAUUUUUAAGCUAUCCAAAUGCAAAUAGGAAUUCAUUUGAGGGCCACGUGACAAGUUAGAUGAAUAAUUCUUAAGACUUUUCUUUCAUGUAACAAAAGCUACUACAAUGCGUAAAUUGGAUGAAUAAAUGUAUGCAUUGAUACAUUUCCUUGUUGCAUCAGCAUUUCACUCAUUCUUUACUUUGGUUAUUUGUUUGCUUGUUCAUUUAUUGCCCAGCAACAGAAACAACAAAAAUUGAUUAGGUGUGUUGAAAACAUAAGAAAUAUGGGACAGAACACAGUUUGUGACCUUGGAGCUUUUUUUUGAGCCGGAGUUUCGCUCUUGUUACCCAGGCUGGAGUGCAAUGGCGCGAUCUCGGCUCACCGCAACCUCCGCCCCCUGGGUUCAGGCAAUUCUCCUGCCUCAGCCUCCUGAGUAGCUGGGAUUCCAGGCACGCGCCACCAUGCCCAGCUAAUUUUUUUGUAUUUGUAGUAGAGAUGGGGUUUUACCAUGUUGACUAGGAUGGUCUGGAUCUCUUGACCUUGUGAUCCACCCACCUUGGCCUCCCAAAGUGCUGGGAUUACAGUCAUGAGCCACCGCGCCCGGCCGACCUUGGAGCUUUUGAGCAGGUUGGAACACACACACACACACACACACACACACACACAUUCUUCAACUAGAGAAGAAUUACCAAGGGAUGUAUGAAUAUGAGCAAAAUGAUCGUAUUAAAGAGGCAUAUUUAGGCUUAAUACUUGUGGAAUGUGUUUAUAAAGAAGAGUUUGGGCCAGAGGUGGCUCACACCUGUAAUCCUAGCACUCUGGGAGGUCACGGUAGGAGGAUCACUUGCAGUCAGGAGUUCAGAGACCAACCUGGGCCACAUAGCAAGACCCUAUCACUAUAGUAAAAAUUCUAAAAUUAGCUGGGCAUGAUGGUACACAGCUAUAGUCCCAGCUUAUUCAGGAGGGCAAUGUGGGAGAAUUGCUUGAGCCCAGGAGUUCAAGGCUGCAGUGAGCUAUAAUCACGCCACUGUACUUCAGCCUGGGUACAGAGCAAGAUUCUGUCUCUAAAUAAAAUAAAAAGAAGGAAGAGGAAAGUUUUAGGCUGUAUUUGGAGGAGAGGCAUCUCAUGCAGAAGCAGGCAUACAGCUGAUGCUGAGAAGCUAGGCUCAGUGAGCCCUCUUGCUAGGUGUGUGAGUGGAAAAGGUGUGGCUGUUGUGAAGACUGUGUCAAUGGGACAGGGUAGCCAGUUGCUGGGGUUUGGAGGCUGAGGGAAGUGGUAAGGAAACACUGUCAGGAUGUCCUCAUUGGCCCUGCACUCAUCAGAAACAGAGACCAGGGUUGUGGAGUAACUUGGAUAUGAAGAGGAAAACAGUGUGAUCACAGACAAGGUAUGAUGACUGUAGAAAUUAAAAGCAAAAAAGUGAGAGGAUUCAAAAUAAUCCCAGAGUUACCUGCCUCAGAAACAUACAUGCAUAACAACGGACAGGUGAAGAGAGUUUCACAUGCUGAGGGAUGUCUCGGCUUGCAUUUGGGAGCACGGUGUUUAUUUUUUCAUUUAAAAAUUUUGUUGAACACAAGACUAUUCAGCUUCUAUGCUGCCUAAAAACCCAUAUCUUUCCCUGCCAUUUUCAUCCUAAGCAAUACUUUGUACCAGCUUUAUUGAAGUAUAAUGUUCGUAUCAUAUGAUUCACCUGUUUUAGGUGCACGAGUCUAUAAUUUUUAAUAAAUUCAUAGAGUUGUGCAACUGUCACCACAGUCUAGUCUUAGAACAUUUCUUUCAUCCACAAAAAUUCCAGCACUGUUCUCACCCCAGCUUAUCUGCUUUUGUGGAUUUGCUUCUUCUAGACAUUUCAUAUAAAUAGAACCACUAACAUGUAGACUUUUUUGCACAUGGAUUCUUUUUUAUUUCCAGCUUUUAUUUUUUGGUUCAGGGGUACACGUGCAGGUUUGUUUCAUGGGCAAAUUGUGUUUCAUGGGGGCUCGGGGUACACAUUAUUUUCUCACCUAUCGUACUUGAUAGGUAGCUUUCAAUUCUUGCCCUCCUGCCUCCAGUAAGUCUGGUGUCUGUUGUUCCCUCUUUUUGUCUAUGUGUACUCAAUGUUUAGCUCCCACUUAGAGUUGAGAAUGUAGAGGAUUUGACUUUCUGUUCCUGUAUUCGUUUGCUUAGGAUAAUGGCCUCCAGCUCCAACUGUGUUGCUGCAAAGGACAGGCUCUCAUUCCUUUUUAUGGAUGCCUAGUAUUCCUUGGUGUAGAUGGGCCACAUUUUCUUUAUUCAGUUCACCAUUGGUGGGCAUCUAGGCUGGUUCCAUUAUCUUCACUAUUGUGAAUAGUGCUGUGAUAAACAUAAGCAUGCAUGUGUCUUUACGGUAAAAUGAUUUAUAUUCCUUUGGGUAUAUACCCAGUAAUGGGAUUGCUGAGUCAAAUGGUCGUUCUGUUUUAAGUUCUUUGAGAAAUCUUCAAACUGCUUUCCACAGUGGCUGACAUAAUUUAUAUUCCCCAGCAGUAAGCCUUCCCUUUUCUCUACAACCUCACUGACAUCUGCUAUUUCUUGACUUUUUAAUAAUAGCCAUUCUGACUGGUGUGAGAUGGUAUCAUUGUGGUUUUGAUGUAUAUUUCUUGAAUGACUGGUGAUACUGAUUGGGCAUUUUUUUCAUAUGCUUGUUGGCCACAUGUGUGUCUUCUUUCGGGAAGUGUCUGUUCAUGUUCUUUGCCCAUUUCUUAAGGGAGCCGUUUGUUUUUUGCGUGUCAAUUUAAGUUUCUUGUAGAUUCUAGAUAUUAGACCUUUGUUGGAUAGAUAGUUUGCAGAUAUUUUUUCCCAUUCGUAGGUUGUGUGUUUACACUGUUGAUAGUUUAUUUUGUUGUGCAGAAGCUCUUUAGUUUAAUUAGGUCCCACUUGUCAAUUUUUAUUUGUGUUGCAGUUGCUUUCAAGUAUUCCUGAUGAAAUCUUUGCAAUGCACGGGGAUUCUCUAACUUAGCAUUCAUCCAUGCUGUUGUAUAUAUUAGUAGUUUUUUCCUUUAUUUUGCUUCAUAGCAUUCCAUUAUAAGAUAUACUACAUUUUAUUUAUUCAUUCAACAGUAGAUGAAUAUUUGGACUUUUCUGUUUGGGGCUAUUAAGAAUCAUGCUGUUAUGAACUUGUGUUCAGUUUUGUGUGUGGACACAUUUUAUUUCCCUGGAGUGAGAUUGCUGAGUUACAUGCUAAGUUUAUGUUUAACUUUCUAAUAAAUUGCCACACUGGCUUUCAAAGUGGCUGGAUCAUUUUACAUUCCCACCAGCAAUGUUUUAGGGUUCCAAUAUAGUCACAUCUCCACCAAUACUACUUUUUAUCAUUUUUUUUUUUUUUUUGGACAUGAAGUCUUACUGUUGCCCAGGCUGGCAUGCAAUGGCAUGAUCUUGGCUCACUGCAACCUCUUCCCCCCUGCCCUGGGUUCAAGCAGUUCUCCUGCCUCAGCCUCCUAAGUAGCUGGGAGUAUAGGCAUGUGCUACCACAUUCAGCUAAUUUUUUUAUUUUCAGUAGAGAUGGGGUUUUGCUGUGUUGGUCAGGCUGGUCUCGAACGCCUGACCUUAAGUGAUCCACCUGCCUCAGACUCCCAAAAUUCUGGGAUUACAGGUGUGAGCCACCACACCUGGCCUGUUGUCUGCCCUUUUUAUUAUAGCCACCCUAGUGAGUGAGUAUGAAGUGGUAUUUUAUGAUUUUAAUUUGCAUUUUUCUAAUAAUGUUUAAUAGUGCUUUUUAAAAUUUGAUUAAUAGCCCUUUUUAUUUCUUUUUUGGUAAAGUAUUCAUCUCUUUGCCUCUGUUUUUAUAAGACUGCUUCUUACUGAAUUGUCAGAGUCCUUUAUAGAUCUGGGUACAAGUCUUGUAAUAGAUGUAUGAUUUACCAGUGUUUCUCCCAGUAUGGGGCUUGUUUAUAUAUAUAGUUUGUUUUGGUUGUUAUAUAUAUAUAUAAAACAAUAUACAUAUAUAUUAUUUGUUUUGGCUGGGCAUGGUGGCUCACGCCUGUAAUCCCAGCACUUUGGGACACUGAGGCAGGUGGAUCAUGAGGUCAGGAGUUUGUGACCAGCUUGGCCAGCACAGUGAAACCCUGUUUCUACUAAAAAUACAAAAAUUAGCUGGGCAUGGUGGCACACGCUUGUAGUCCUGGCUACCUAGGCGGCUGCGGCAGGAGAACUGCUUGAACUCAGGAGGUGGAGGUUGCAGUGAGCUACGAUUGCGCCACUGCACUCCAGCCUGGGUGACAGAGCAAGACUCCGUCUCAAAAAAAAAAAGACCAGUCUGCUUGGUGAUCUUCCAUUUGUCCUCCAGAACCCAUCUUGGAUACUUAAGCCCUCUGUGGUGUUUUCCAGCUUCUCUCUUCUCCUUCUGCUUAUCUCUGUGUACAUUCGUCUGUUGUCGAAUAUGAAAUCCAGUAUUGUCAUCAUGUGUAUGUGUCUCUGUUCCCUACUGGAAUAUGAGCUUAUUCAUGUUGCUGUUCUCAGUGGCUAAAACAUAGUAGGACCUAAAAUAUUUUUGGUUAAAUUUGAUUAAAUAUUAACCUCUCUAACCCUUGAAACUCUUGUUCUCUUUCAAAAUUCAAAACACUCAAGCAUUUGAAACAAAAACAAUGAAGAGAGACCAGGGAACCAGCUUGUUCAGGAAAAGGAAUAAAUCAUUCUAGCUGACAAUACUCAGUAGAGCUGCUUUGUAGCUUGUUGAGAUAGACAUAUAAAAAGGGACACUGAUUUGAUGGGACCUGAACAGUAUGAUGGAUAAGUGCUCCAGGCCUAAUGAAAUAGCAUAUCUAAGAACACCAGGAAACCCUCAGAUGACAGCAGUCGCGCGCCCAGUUCCACCUCUGCUGUUUACUCCCAGUCAUUCUGCACUUUGCUCUGCCGAGGGUUUCACAGUCCCCUGUUGAUUGCAGAGAUGGGCACUUGACCCUCUGCCUGCCCUGUGCAUUUCCUGUUAUGUAUGGCACCUAAGGUUUUUACUUCACACGCGUGACCACCAGUGCUUUAGAGAGUCCUCUUAAAGAUGCUGUGUUGGAGUUUGUUUGUAUCUCUGCAUAUUCAGGUGAGAGAGAAUCUAGUCUACUUUCACCACAGAUAUUUACUGAGGAUUUCAAGUGUAUAAAGCUCUGUGCCCCGUGCCCUGUGGAAGACACAUGCAUACUCGAAUGACACCUGGCAUCUUCCCGUGAGGGGGAGCUUCAGUAUGCUUAAAACAUUGAUGAAAGAAGAAGAAAUAUUGCUCUGAUUCCCCCAUGUACCUCUGCAAAAUCUUUUGAGAUUUUCCGCAAUCCAGCUGAGGAGUUAUCUUUCCAUAUUGUCAACUUAAGCAGGAUUCACGGAGCAACGUAUUUAGAUAUUGAUCUUCUUAACUAUGUCUUAGGAAAAGCUUUUAGGUCAAUCUCUUGAAGCUUGUUGUUUUGAGACAGGAAUAUAAGGGCAGUGAUGAUUAUAGGAUCUGGCUUAGACUUUCAGAAUGAGACUUCUCCCUCCUGAGGCUGACCUGCUCAGGAGUUGGAACCAUAUCAAACUGUAAGGAUCAAGUACACGCUCAAGGUUUAAGAACAAGCUUUUAAAAUAUCCGCCUGUAUCGUCUCACCUCUGAUGUGGUUUAAAACAUGCCAUUUAUAAAAGUGAUUAGGCUGGGAUUUGGAGCCAUGAAGACCUGGGUUAGAAUCCUGGGGCUGCCACCUGCUGGCUGUGUGUCUUUGAGUCUGUGGCAUGGUCUCUGAGCUCCAGUUUCCCAUUCUGUACAAGCAGUGUUCAUGCCUGUCUCACAAAGGUGUUGCAGAGGUUAAUGAAGAAAUAUAUGGAGGUUGGGUGGCCUACCUUGUGCAUAGGAGUUAUUAAUAGAUGGUCGUCAUUAUCACUGUUUUCAACUAUUUCUGUGCUGACAUGAACUUGAUGAUGCUAAGCCCAUACAAUCUCUCCAUAGCAGUCUGUAGCUCAUAUGGUAUCUCUUAUUUUUUAUGCUUUAGAGUUCUUAUUAAAUAAACCACACAUUAUGGAUAUGGUCAAAUUUAUUUCUCAUUCUGUUUGUCUUCCCCCAUGUAGAAAGCUAAGCAGUAUCCAGAGAUGGGUCUGUGUUCCUUGUAUUUUUAGAAACUUACCCAAUAAUAAAUUAACACACGCAGUCAAUAGUAUCUAAUAUAUAACCUGUUUUCAAGUUCCUCUAAUUGAGAUAGUUUGUUUUUGAUCUGGGAUCCAGUUAAAUUAUAGGCAUUGCAUGGCCAUCAUGUCUUUCUCACCUGGAACGUUCAUUCUCCCACCUCUCUCCUUUUUAUGUCCCUCUUGGUGGUGGCAUUUUAGUGGAGUCUGGGUGAGUUGUCAUGUAUAACGUCCUGUCCUCCGGCCCUGCCUGGUGGCUUCCUCCUGACAUGCGAGCCCCAUGAGGUGACGGGAAGUGUGGCUUUUGAGUCCAGUGAGGUGAUGGGAAGUGUGGCCUCUGAGCCCCAUGAGGUGAUGGGAAGUGUGGUCUGUGAGCCCUGUAAGGUGAUGAGAAAGCAUGGUCUGCGGGCCCUGUGUGUUUCCUGUCCCAACCCUGCUUUCCCACUCCACAAGUCCUGCUUCAUCUCUCAGAACCUGCUUCUCCUCUAACUAUGGAACUUACACAACACAGAGGGUUACUAUGAGUUCCCCAUGAGAUGACUGAGGGGAAGACCUGAACAAUUCCAGGCACAUGGUACACCUGCGAAAAGGUUUUCAGCAGCUGAACAGGUGCAGGAUACUGCCGAGAGAGACAAGAAGAGAGCUGGUGGGCCAGGUGAGGAUGGGAGCAGGGUGUCCUAAGUGAGUGUGGUCAAAGCUAGCAGGUGCUUAAGAAAGCUGUUUUAUUUUUGUUUUCUUUUCUUGGAUUUACUAUGCUGUGAUUUGGAAUAGAGAGGAGCAAUGGGACUCUGUAAACUGAGGCAGCAGAUUCAGAAGGGCUAAUAGAGCAGAAACCAUCCCUUUGAAGGCAGAAAUUAAGUAAAGUGCUGGUUCAGUUCUGAGCACCUGGCAAGUGCUUUCUGGACCUUGGUGGGGACGCUCACAGGCCGGGUACCUUCAGAUAGGUGAGAACCACACUCUCCCUUCGUCGCCACCAGAUGGAUCUCUCUCUCUCUGCAUGUGUUACUAUCCUGGUUAUGCCGGAAAGCUUCUUUCUGCUGUUGCUGUUGUUCGUGCUUUCCUUUUCUUGCAAGAGCAGCCAGGUACAUACAUAGACAGUUCCUAGAUCUUGAAGGGGUCUCCCAUUUGGGGCCUUAUGCUGUUGGUCCCUAGUAGGAGGGACUGCUUUCUGCAGGGCAAGGGGAAAGUCCUAAUCCUUCCUGGGCAAGCCUCAGUUGUUCUUAGGCCACUCCAGGGACAAAGACUGACUCAGAUAACUGGUUCAUGGUCGGUGCUAGAUGUUAACACAUACUUUGUAUUAUUAACAAAGUAUGUGUUUUGUUAGGCCCCAUGAGAAAUGAAAAUGCUGGGCCACUUAUUCAGAGCACAAGAAAAAAAUUCCCUUAAAGAUAUUAAAAUAAAAUGCUGUUUCUUUCUUCUAUGGUCUCCUUCCUGACUUGUCAUGAGGUUUUUAAUUUGCUAUUGAAUGUUUCUCUAAGAAAAAAAAAUAAAAUUUUAAGUUAUUGGCAUGAAUUUUAUCAUUCAUCUAUAUAUGGUGCAAUGCUAGAGGUUUUUUUUUUUCUAUAAAAUUCACCAUCUUAACCAUUUUUAAGGGCACAGUUUAGUAACAUUAAGUAUAUUCACACUGUUGUGAUGAACGUCAGUUUUAAAAGCAAAUGUAAAAGCAUUUAGCUUGUGUGUGGAAUCACUGAAAUGACAUAACUUGUAUUUCAUAGCUUAUACAUGCAUGUGUAUUGCAUUGUCAAUAGAAUGGUGAGACACUGCACAAAACUAACUCAGCUGUUUGUAUCUCAUUUCUUGACACAUGGACAUUGUACCCACACCCUUGACUUUUGGCUUAUUGAUAAGUAAGGAAGGACUAAAAGGAAAGGUACUGUAGGUUGCCUGAUCUUUUUCUUUCUGUGUCAUCUUUGGUGUAAGUGGUUGACUAACAGAAAUAUAACACAUUUGUUAAGAAAUGAACGGAUAGGUUUCCAUGGUCAUUCAUGUUUCAUAGAAUGCCAUUGCCUCCUUUCUGCAUUCAGAGCAAGUUCUGAUUGCUAAAAGAGUAGAUUUUAAGUAUUCUUACCACACAAAAAAAUAAAUAUGUGAGGUCAUGGAUAUGCUAAUUGAUUCGAUUUAGCCAUUCCACAACUUAUGCAUUCAUCAAAACAUCAUAUUGUAUACCAUAAAUAUCUACAAUUUUUACUUGUCAAAAAAAUAUUUAUGGUAUACUUGUCAAAAGAAAAAAAAGGCAACUUGUGGUUUGAAUGGAAGGAGUGGCCUCCUGAGGCCCUCAGCGCCUCUGCUGAACUCCCGAGCUUCCUGGGUCCAUUGGAAGCUUGCGCUUAUGGGGCAUCAAGGGUGGCGGUGCAAAUGGGGUGAUUAGGAAUGCGGUAGACAUGCACCUCGCCGAUGGCCUUUCCCGUGCACCAUGCACGUGUGCCUUUGACCUAUUGGACUUCACCUACACAAGUUUAAAGGUAAGUUAGUGAGAGUGGCCAGACGGUAACAGCAGAGCUUUCUAUGCAUGGGCUGUGUGCCUGUCGGGGUUGCACACCCACGGAGCUGGUCCUGCUCAUAGCACAUGUUUCACCUAGCCCUGCAGGAAGGGAAGACACUGGGGAUAGCAUUGCUUUUGGGAGCCCCUUAAAUCGGACCAUUUGAGCUGGCCGGUCCAUCUCCGAAAGGUGGCCCCACUCCCGUUCCUAGCCCUUUCCUCAAAUUCAAUAGCUCUCUCCCAGAAGUAAUGCAUCAGUACCAAGAAGUGGGAUUGGGUAGGCUUUAUUAGUCAGAAUCCGGUUAAGUAAUUCAAACUGUUUGGGGAUUCAUAGAACAGGCUUUUAUAAAAUGUGUAGCACAUUAGUCCCCUCUGUGAAUAUGUUGUUAAACGAACUAUGUGCUGAGAAGUUCACAUAAUCUUCCCAACUAGGACCUAAGCAGAAGGUGCCAUCAGCCCAUUUCACAGUUUAGGAAAUGGAGGCCCCAACUAGGUAAGGCAGAAUUAGGCAUUCCUCCAUUACAUUUCGGGUUCCAUAUUCUGGUUUCGGAGCUUUGUCAGUCACCCGCUAUUCAGAGGGCUGAAGGAAAACUCCAUUCUCCACCAAGAGUCACCAGCCCCCUUUGAAACAGCUCAUGUUUGAGUACAAAAUCGCACAGGUAAAAUGCACUCUGGGUGUGAGGCACCAGGUGCGAUCCAAGUAGAGAAAAGUGCUCAUUAUUUUGAAGGUUACAAAUAGAUUUCAAACGUUGGACUGUUCUUUUGGUUACUUCCGGAGAUGAAAGUGCACAAUUUUCACAACGUUCUUUUUCAUAAGCUAUCAGAAGCUUCAUGUUUUUAAAAAAUGCAGGAUGUCACUCCCCAUCGUCUCUGUAAUUCCCUUGUGGUUGAAUGUUUUAAUCAGGUGUUUUUGUGCUUUAAAGAUUUUUCAUUUGAUUUACAACUUGUAGGAGUGGAGUUGCAGUGAGUAAUUAGGAAGAAUGCCAUAAAGAGGACAAAAGGAAGGUGAAACCCAGCGUUAAUAAUUUAGUUUCAAUAACCUUAAAAGGUUUACUGUUCACUUUUAACCUUGUAUCCCAAAAAGCAAGCUAUUGCAGUGAAUCAUAAAAAUGUUUCUUUUAAUUUGCAAGUCAUUUAUCUAAGUAUGCUUACAGGGACUGAUGUGUUCGUAAAACAGGAAGGUCACAGAACGACAGCAGCUGCUUGAGUUGAUCCUGGCCAUUGAGGUCGCCUUGCCUUUGAUUGGAUGAUCUUAGGGUUUGCACUCUGUAGAGGCUGGCUUUCAAAAUUCAUAGAUUAGUAUAGUGCCAGAUUUAGUAGCAUUUUAGUUAGUACUGGGCAAAUCAAAAUAGACUCACACUAGUGGAGGGGCAAGAAGAGACUAGAAGUGAUUUUUGAUGGGGACAAAAUGACUAAGAGAUUUACAGGUGAUAUUUAAAUCCUAAUGUCAAAACUAGGGGGCAGGCUGAGGUUAGGCUUUGCGAGGAACUUCAAAACACCUGCAAACUAGAAUUUUUACAUCUCAGGAGGCCUGCUAAAUUAACAGAGAGAUUUUUCACCCAGAUCUCAUUACCAGCCCUAUUAAAACAAUCCCUAUUGAACAUUCUACUAUGCCAUUGCAUAGAAAAAUCACCAGGUGCCUGAAGGUGUGCUUUGUUUUCUAAUUAGGAUGGGGGGGUGCAUACCCCAGCUACAGUGGAAGAGCUGAUGGCAUAUUUUGUGGGGGCACCUUCUUUAAUUAAAAAAUACAUGCCAUAAUAAAUGGAACCGUUUUUUUUCCUAGAGUUAUUUUCUUUCUGCAAAUGGAGUUUGUCAGUAUUUUGUUUCUCAGUGUUUCAGGUGUUCUCUGCAACUCUAAGUCCUGCCCGGCCCCUCUGCUGCAGUUGGAUCAGCCUCUGAAGGCUGCCUUGUAUGACUGGCCUUGAAAACAGAGGGAGGCUGUAGAAAUUAUGUAGAAAUCCAGAAAAUGGGUUACUAGAUUCUUGCAUUUUGAUUUUGACAUAAAGUAGACAGACCCAGCUGCAAAAGUGGCCUUUAAUGGAUUUUGACCUUUAGUGUGAACAUUUAAAGUGAGUUCUUCUUCCUGCUCUAGGCCUUUGAAUACUAUGGCUACUUUUGGCCCGUCCGGAAAUCUGGUGAUGAUUUGAACUAUUGAUUUGGUGUUGGUUGAUGGACUUGGAAUGCACGCCUCAGAGAGCUGAGGUUCAGUGAGAACUCCAGCAACCUAAACUUCCUCUGUGUUCCCUGGCCCAGUUUUACACCUCCAUCUUCUGAAUUGGAUAAACCUGUAGUCAGGGCUGUCGCUGGCCAAUAUGACACUUUUGCACCAGUUAGAAAAGGCAUGCCUUCCACCAAACAC
Messenger RNA from Callithrix jacchus (white-tufted-ear marmoset), 36538 nucleotides. The record is from RefSeq and is a predicted model, not a curated record. NCBI's taxonomy places the organism in Eukaryota, Metazoa, Chordata, Mammalia, Primates, Cebidae.